Messenger RNA from Paramecium tetraurelia, 942 nucleotides. RefSeq lists its product as uncharacterized. The transcript has 4 exons. Gene Ontology annotation, biological process: RNA processing. Lineage: Eukaryota; Ciliophora; Oligohymenophorea; Peniculida; Parameciidae. Gene Ontology annotation, molecular function: ribonuclease III activity. The record is from RefSeq and is a predicted model, not a curated record.
AUGUUCAACUAACUUCUAGAAUUCAGAAAUACAAAACUUCUAGUUUAAGCUUUUACAAAUAAAAUUCACGAAAUUGAAUACUUUUAGAAGACUGGACAACAAUAUUAGUAUGGAAACAACGAAGACUUUUCAAUAGCUGGAUAAUAAUUACUAGAAUUCUAUUUUUAUGACUACAUGUUGCUCUAAGGGUUUCCAAAUCAAUAGAGUCAAUUUAAAAAACCAAGUGACAUAAUUUAAUUAAGGUAGAGGUUAAUUAAUGAUAAAUACCUUUCAGAGAUAGCAAUUCUACUAAGUAUUUAAAAUCUAUUAAAUAUUGGAAACUAGAAAUCAUUAAAAAAUAAUCCAAAAGUACUAUCAGAUUGUGUUAAAUCCAUAAUAGGGGCACAUUACUAUGAUAAACAAAACGAUCUAGAGGCUCUUAGAGAUAUUAUUCACCCAAUCGUAGUAUAAUUGUUGAAUAAAGGAGAACAAAUAACCAGAACACAAUGGAAAUAUAAUCCAAAAUCUUCCUUCUUAGAGUACCUUAAUUCUUAUAAAGGAGAAUUAAACAUCAAUCCUAAACUAACGAUAGAAUGGAAAAAAGAUGAUUCCAUUUUAAAUUAAAAUAAAUCUUUAUAUUUAAUUUCUUUAGAAUUAAAUAGCACUAUGAAAGUACAAAAGGUAGGCAUAAACAAAAGAGAAACUGAACAAAGUGUAUACCUGGAGGCUUUACUUUAACUUAGAAACUAUCAUACAAGGAAUUACUAAAAAUAGAAGAAACUAAAUUACAAAACGGAAAUUUAAGAAAAUCAGGGUGAAUCUGAGUUGUCAACUUCUCUUGAUUCAACCCUAAAUAAUCAAGAUUUAUCAUAUUAUAGUUUUACAGAGAAGACUCUAGAUAAAUUAUAAUUAAACUUUGAUUAAUAAUUAAAUCUCAUGCUAGAGUAGUUGGCAAAUGAAUGA